AUGUCACGUGAUUCAGAUGCAGCUUUUGUAGCUUCCCUCUCUCCUCCCCCCUCUCUCUCCCCUCUCUCUCUGCUCUCUCUCUCUCUCUCUCUCUCUCUCUCUCUCUCUCUCUCUCUCUCUCUCUUUACUGAUUUUUCUUUUGAAAUAUUUUUUGUGUCUUUUCAAACAGCAGAUGAUCGCCUUUUGGCCUUGACUAACUUCCAAGAUCACAAGAUAUAUAGACAGUUACCUCAGUCACAUCAACCUCUAUCUAUCUAUCUAUCUAUCUAUCUAUCUAUCUAUCUAUCUAUCUAUCUAUCUAUCUAUCGCAAUAGAUAUCUCACUUUCAUCAAUAUGUAUCUAUCUAUAGCAGUCUGUUCAUUACCAAUUUUUGUAGCUCACAAGAUAUAUAGACAGCUACUUCAAUCACAUCAAUAUCUAUCUAUCUAUCUGUCUAUCUGUCUAUCUAUCUAUCUAUCCCAGUUUUUUCUUUCUACUGUUUUUUUCUUUUUCCUCCUCUUUUUUGUUUCUUUGCUUAUCUUCUUUUGUCCUCUUUUCUAUUUUUUCUUCCUUUUCUUUAUUCUUAAUUUCAUCAUCACCCUUAUUUUUUUUUACUUUUCUAUCUCUUUGAGUGUUUAUUUUCGACAUAAUUCUUUCUUUCUCUUGAUUUCUUAUUUCCUUCCUUUUUCUUCUUUUCAAUGUUUUUUCCCCCCUUUUUUCUAUAUUUUUUUGUCUUUUUCCUUUCCCUCCUUACCGUGUUUUUCGCUCAUCAUCUUUUUUUCUUUUUCUUCUCUUUUUUUCUUUUUAAUUUUAUUUCUCAUUUUUCUUUUUACUUCUUCCUCAUUUGUCUGCCAUAAUUUUCUUUCUUCGCUUCAUAUUCUCUCUGUUGUUUCUUCAUUUUUGUCCCCUUCUUAUUCCCCUCUGUCCUUUCCUGUCCACCAUUUUGUCUUUCUCUCUCUCCUCUUCUUCUAUACUCUCGUAAAUGGGAUCUGA
This is a messenger RNA of Acanthosepion pharaonis, 972 nucleotides long. The record is from the annotation of a GenBank genome assembly. Lineage: Eukaryota; Metazoa; Mollusca; Cephalopoda; Sepiida; Sepiidae.